Loxodonta africana (African savanna elephant) is the source of this 3224-nucleotide messenger RNA. RefSeq names its product MAPK activated protein kinase 3 (gene MAPKAPK3). The record is from RefSeq and is a predicted model, not a curated record. Bases 1015 to 1965 code for a protein of 316 amino acids. Gene Ontology annotation, cellular component: cytoplasm; nucleus. Gene Ontology annotation, biological process: toll-like receptor signaling pathway; intracellular signal transduction; response to cytokine. Lineage: Eukaryota; Metazoa; Chordata; Mammalia; Proboscidea; Elephantidae. Gene Ontology annotation, molecular function: mitogen-activated protein kinase binding; ATP binding; calcium-dependent protein serine/threonine kinase activity. The transcript is spliced from 10 exons.
GAUGCUGAGACCUUGAGAAAGAAGUAUCAGCCCCUGAACCCUGACCUUGGGGUCAGUCACACCUUCUUACCUCAGAAGUCUGCUCCCAAAGCAGAGGCUGAGGCUGCAGCCCAAGCUGUGAGUGGGCAGAGCCAGGAUCACACUGGCUGGGCAGGAUGAAGUGUGUUAAUAAUCCUCACAGGUGCUGACAGCACAAGGCAGGAUGUUCUCAACAGCUGUUAAAUGAAUCCUGCUGUUCCAUUGGGAUCUCCUAAAAACUAGAGAUGUGUCCCCAUGGCAAAACAGCCCUCAAUAUCACAGGACUGAGAGCCAGGAGGCAUCUUAGAGAUGGCCGAGUUGAAAACUCUCAUCAAAGAGGUGGGUAUGGUAGGUUCAAAAUGCUUUUUCCUACCACUAGCUUUCAUCUGUAGAGAAUAGGGGGGCCCCAGCCAUGAAAAAUAUGUGAGUUGAAACCUAAAUUUUCCUGUAACAUUUUGUUCAUUGCUGCUGCCUGAGCGUUUGGCGUUGAGCAUGUGCACUGCAGUUUAUUCUACAGCCCAGAAAUGCAGCUUGUUAGCCUUCCAGCUCAUCCUUACCUGAGGCUGGGGUCAGACCCCUGAGGUAGGCGAGAAGAUGUUGGAGGGACUUAGCCCUUCCUGCCUCUCUCCUCCCCAUCCUCUGGUACAAAACAAAGCUAGGAUCCCAAAAAAGCAAAGGGCCUUAUGAUGCUAUUUUAGCAGUUCCAGCUGGCUACAAACUAGCCUCUGUCUUUAUGGGGGAAUCCAUAUUAGAUAUAUUCGUUUGAAUCUUUCUGGAUCUUUUAUAAAACUGCUAUUGAAUGUGUUGCCAGAAUCUUACAUUUUCCUUCAUAUAAGAUCUGAUGUUAAAUUUUUUUUAGAAUUUGGAUUUGGAAAGGUUCAGUGAACGUCUGUGCUUCUCUUCAUGAGGUGAUAAAAGCAGCAGAGCCUACCUGGUUUCCUUCUUUGCCAAGACUCCCAGGAAGCUCAAAAUUAAAAUUUGUCCUCAUUUCUACUUAUGAACUCACAUGAGUUUCUGCUCCUGUAUGACAGCCCCAAGGCCCGGCAGGAGGUGGACCAUCACUGGCAGGCCUCAGGCGGCCCCCACAUCGUGCGUAUUCUGGACGUGUACGAGAACAUGCAUCACAACAAGCGCUGUCUGCUCAUUGUCAUGGAAUGCAUGGAAGGUGGUGAGUUGUUCAGCAGGAUUCAGGAGCGUGGUGACCAGGCUUUCACUGAGAGAGAGGCUGCAGAGAUCAUGCGGGAUAUCGGCACUGCCAUCCAGUUCCUGCACAGCCAGAAUAUUGCCCACCGGGAUGUCAAGCCUGAAAACCUGCUCUAUACAUCCAAGGAGAAAGAUGCAGUGCUCAAGCUCACCGACUUCGGCUUUGCCAAGGAAACCACCCAGAAUGCCCUGCAGACGCCCUGCUAUACUCCCUAUUAUGUGGCCCCUGAGGUUCUGGGUCCAGAGAAGUAUGACAAGUCGUGUGACAUGUGGUCCCUGGGUGUCAUCAUGUACAUUCUCCUGUGCGGCUUCCCACCCUUCUACUCCAACACGGGCCAGGCCAUCUCCCCAGGAAUGAAGAGGAGGAUCCGCCUGGGUCAGUACGGCUUUCCCAACCCUGAGUGGUCAGAGGUCUCUGAGGAUGCCAAGCAACUGAUCCGCCUUCUGCUGAAGACAGACCCCACAGAGAGGCUGACCAUCACACAGUUCAUGAACCAUCCUUGGAUCAACCAAUCGAUGGUGGUGCCGCAGACCCCACUGCACACAGCCCGAGUGCUGCAGGAGGACAAAGACCACUGGGAUGAAGUCAAGGAGGAGAUGACCAGUGCCCUGGCCACCAUGCGGGUGGACUAUGACCAGGUGAAGAUCAAAGACCUGAAGACUUCUAACAAUCGGCUUCUCAACAAGCGGAGGAAAAAACAGGCAGGCAGUUCCUCAGCUUCACAGGGCUGCAACAACCAGUAGCUCAUGGGGUCAUGGAAAAGCCAGGCCUCUCAGCCUGGGGGAUAGACUGGACUAUGCUGAGGCCCUGGCCAUGAGGCCCAGGGUUAUUUUUUUAACAAAAGGAUUAUUUUGUUGUGUUUUAAUUUUUCACUUGAAGUUUCAGGAUUGGGGCCCUGACCCAAACUUCCAUCAGUGCUCUAGUCCUAGCAUAGGCCCUAGGGAAGAGCUAGAGCCUAAGUCUGGAGAGCCACCUGCUACAUUUGCAAUGCCUUUGGCCAGGGUGACCUCAGUGGCACCUUGGCUCUUUCCUACCCUGGGGCAUGACCUCAGCCUUCUAGGCCACUAGGAGUUGUGGCUAGGCCUCCCUUAUUCAAUGGAGCACCCUUGAGGGGUGGGCAGACUGGCCUGGCCUUGGGAAAGACAUUGGCCGUUGGUUGCCGUAGUAAUGGGGGAUAGUGUUGCAGUCUGUGAAUGCUGAGUGAGUGAAGGAGGGAGGGAGACGGGGUAAUAUCGAAGGUUCGCCCCUGCCUUUUCAGGAGGCUGAUCUCUUUCACACUGGAUUGCUCCUCUUAGGCUCGCCCCUCUUUGGCCUCCCUGGGUAGUCCAGCCCUGCCUUGCUGCACUCCCCUCCCAGAUGGCCCUCAGAGGUCUCCUCACAUGGAGUCCCUGGGCCCGGCUAUCCUGUCACUCCCCCUGCCUAAAGGGUGGUGUCUCAGCUGAGAAGGGGGGUGCUUUUAACCCUUUUCCACUUUGGAAAAUACCACUGUGACAGAAGCCAGUACAGUUCCUCUGUCCCCACCUGCUUACCGGAUCCCAGGUAGGCAAGCCUCUCUUGGCACCUCCAUGUGAGGGCUCAUUCUCCGCCCUGUCCUGGGAGAUGGCAGGGGCUGCCUCUUGGUUCAUUUUUGUGGGUGUUCUCAUGACUGUGGGUCCCUAGGGGCAGAGGCAAGAGGCUCCCCUUUAAUUAGAGGUCCCUUUCUACACUCCGGGUCAGACCUAAGGUGGUGGAAGGCUACUGAGCGAUGUUCAGAAGGUCUGGCCCUGGCUUCAGCCUUAGUCAGGGCAGAGGCACCUUUCCUCUGGGUCCCCAACUACCUAGCCCCAGCCUUUCCAAAGCAGCCUCAGAGCACGAAGUGCCUGAUAGGGGCCUGACAAGUGCCUGACACCCAGCCUGCUUCCUGGCUGCUCUCUCAGUGGCUGGGAAACUCCAGACCACGUCAGAUAGGACAACACUGCUGGGUUUCAUAUCUGGAUAUUAAUAAACACCAUUUUGGCAUUUC